GUGUGGCAUUUGACACUCUCUGUUUCGUCGAUCCACCCCGCACAAUUUUCUCUGACCCGUAUUUCGAGCGCUUCCUUGACUUGGUGAGUGGUCGCGUCAUGAAAGCUGUUCACUUCACUUCGGACUCUUUGCAUUCUCACACCGGAAAGAUAUGGAGUGUAAGGCUGACGUUCCGCAAUGUCACGUAUCUGCAACUCUUACGGGUAGAGUGCACUGAAACUCAGUAUUGCGGUCUAAUCCAGUCGCUUCCCAAGCUUGAAGCCAUAACAGUGUCUGAGAUCUCGAUACCAAAUUAUCUCGAAAGAAUCGAAGAAAUAGCCAGUUUGUCUAGUCAGAAUACUCCCGAGGAAGUUCGGAAAGGCCAAACUGGUCCGGCCUUACACACGUUAAGCGUGGGGCUCAAAAAUUUCUGUGACGGUAUUCUGUUGUCUCUGUUUGCUAGUAGACGCUCGGUUGCUCGAAUGGGUGCUUUGAAACAAAUCUACGCUUGUGCUCCUACUAAUGAACCUUUCUUCUGCGGUGCGUCGGUCGUUAUAGCGCUAUCUGUCUUUCUCGAAUUAGCAAGCCGCCACGGAGUGAGACUCCACGUUGGGAAUCUGUUGCCAGUCAGAGGUAUUGCGCUCCCACCUCUCCGUAUUCCUGUCAACAUGCCGCUACUAUCCAUUAUAUGCAAUAUGGUAUUGACGGACAAUUACAAGACAGCGAACUCUAUUGAAUGGUUCAUAUCGACAUUCAAUAAUGUCAGCCAUCCGACUGAUAUUGAAAGUGUGCGGAUCAAUGUGUCGCUUGCGAUAACGAUAUUGCCUUGGGAUAGGCUCCCGCAGCGUGGUGGUGAUGCAGCAUCUAUCUCGCAGUGGGGCGCUCUUGACGAGGCACUUUGUCGACCCGAAGUGCGCCUUGAGGGUCUGCUUAUCCAUGUGCAGCCGGCCGGUCCGCUGUGGAUGAAACUGAUCGACUCUGUCGCGCGAUGGUUGAGCGAAGUAUGCCUUCCAAAGGCCAGGGAGAAAUAUCCGUCUGCGACGCCUGGGAGUACUGUUGUAGGUCACAAUUCGAUCGAAGAACCAUUCAAACGAUGGCGAAAAGAUUGAGGAGGAGGGUAAAUUUGCGGGAACGGAAAACCAGGA
Messenger RNA from Guyanagaster necrorhizus, 1124 nucleotides. RefSeq lists its product as uncharacterized. The record is from RefSeq and is a predicted model, not a curated record. Bases 99 to 1088 code for a protein of 329 amino acids. The transcript has 2 exons. NCBI's taxonomy places the organism in Eukaryota, Fungi, Basidiomycota, Agaricomycetes, Agaricales, Physalacriaceae.